This is a messenger RNA of Symbiodinium pilosum, 326 nucleotides long. NCBI's taxonomy places the organism in Eukaryota, Dinophyceae, Suessiales, Symbiodiniaceae. The record is from the annotation of a GenBank genome assembly.
GUGCCUGGCGAGUGCUCUUCAACAAGAAGGACUAUGAGCACAACUUCUUUGUGAAGUGCAGCUGCUACUUCAGAGUGCCAAUCUACGGGUUCGAACGUGCCAAAGAGCUGGCCAUCGCAUACAGGCGGCGACUGGACGCGGAGUGGGACGAGCAGCAGAGAAUCUGGGCCGAUUUGCAUGCCAAGCGCGAGCAGGAGCGAGCAAAGAGGCGGUCCGAGCGCGCGAUAGCAGCUUCACAGCAGGUCCAUGCAGAGCAGUCCAUCUAUGGCACUGAGGAGCCCGAACCACUUCUUGAGGCGCCGAGAUCAGACAGAACGCCCCAGUGA